Messenger RNA from Theobroma cacao (cacao), 1280 nucleotides. It is a transcript of the gene EFE, whose product is annotated as ethylene-forming enzyme. Lineage: Eukaryota; Viridiplantae; Streptophyta; Magnoliopsida; Malvales; Malvaceae. The record is from RefSeq and is a predicted model, not a curated record.
GCACCUUCCUCUCACUCUGCAUUGGAGAAAUACAAGCUUUUGUACAACACACAAAGAAGAAGUGUGAGACUUUGAGAGAUUUUUAGGAAAGAAAGCAAGAAAAAGGAAAAAAGAGUGCUUAGAGAGAUGGCAACUUUCCCAGUGAUCAACUUGGCAAAGCUCAACGGUGAGGAGAGAGCAGCAACCAUGGAGAAAAUCAAGGAUGCCUGUGAAAACUGGGGUUUCUUUGAGCUGCUGAACCAUGGGAUUCCCCAUGAUUUUCUUGACUCUGUUGAAAGAUUGACAAAAGAACAUUACAAGAAAAGCAUGGAGCAGAGGUUCCAGGAACUGGUAGCAAGCAAGGCCCUGGAGGGUCUCCAGGCAGAGGUGACUGAUAUGGAUUGGGAGAGCACAUUCUUCCUGCGCCAUCUCCCUGAGUCAAACAUGGCUGAAAUCCCAGAUCUCGCUGAUGAAUACAGGAAGGUGAUGAAAGAAUUUGCAUUGAAAUUGGAGAAACUAGCAGAGGAGCUCCUGGACUUGUUGUGUGAAAACCUUGGAGUAGAGAAAGGAUACCUGAAAAAGGCCUUCUAUGGGUCAAGAGGACCAACCUUUGGCACCAAAGUCAGCAACUACCCACCAUGCCCAACACCAGACAAAAUCAAGGGACUCAGAGCCCACACAGAUGCUGGUGGCAUCAUCUUGCUCUUCCAAGACGCCAAAGUGAGUGGCCUCCAGCUUCUUAAAGACGGCGAGUGGAUCGAUGUUCCUCCCAUGCGCCACUCCAUUGUAAUUAACCUUGGGGAUCAGCUCGAGGUGAUCACCAAUGGCAAAUACAAGAGUGUUGAGCACAGAGUGAUCGCCCAAACCGACGGAGCUCGAAUGUCAAUAGCUUCAUUCUACAACCCUGGCAGUGAUGCUGUUAUCUACCCAGCACCAGCUCUGCUGGAGAAGGAAGCAGAGGAGAACAAACAAGUCUACCCGAAAUUUGUGUUUGAAGACUACAUGAAGCUAUAUGCUAGACUGAAAUUCCAGGCCAAGGAACCAAGAUUUGAAGCCAUGAAAGCCAUGGAAACAACUGUUCCAAUUGCAACAGCAUAACAGCUAGAGCUUAGCUUUGACUUGAUGAGAAAAGGAUUUUAUCUAUUCUAAACUUUUUAGUGGUGUGAAAAAAAAAAAACGAACCAAAAGAAGUCAGAGCUUACUGUUGGUGUGUGUUAAUUUAUUAUUGUAAACAGCAACAACAACUUCUAUUCUACAAUAGUAUUUUAUUAUUACGCAAUAAAAGGACCGGAUUUGUCUCA